Molecule: messenger RNA, 389 nt
Organism: Paramecium octaurelia
Lineage: Eukaryota; Ciliophora; Oligohymenophorea; Peniculida; Parameciidae
Source: the annotation of a GenBank genome assembly
AUGUAGCCUAUUCCAUCUAAUGAUGUAUAUUACAAAAACUAUGGUGGAGAUUAUCAUCUACACUUUCCAAUUCAAAAGAAUGUAGAAAACAAAAAUAAAGCUGAAGAUUUAAAUAAAAUAGUAUCUUAGGUUUAUGAUCAUCUCCAUAACUUAGAAAAUGCACCAGGUAUUCAUUUUCAUGAUGUCCCAUAUUCAUUCUAUCCUAAUAUGGAAUUAGAGAAAGAUGAAGAUGAUAAAAUGAGUAUUUAAAAUGUCUAUGUAUUAUAGAAAUGGAUAUGAAAUAGGAGAUAUCUUUAUUUGAAUUGGAAAAAAACCUAGGAAUUUCAGAUGAAGCUAAUGAAAUAUCAGUAAAUUCUGGUUCCAGAAAACUACAUUCAAAAGAAUCCUGA